Molecule: messenger RNA, 620 nt
Organism: Nothoprocta perdicaria
Lineage: Eukaryota; Metazoa; Chordata; Aves; Tinamiformes; Tinamidae
Gene: MAGOH
Product: mago homolog, exon junction complex subunit
Exons: 5
Coding region: 23-463 (146 amino acids)
Biological process (GO): RNA splicing
Cellular component (GO): exon-exon junction complex; nucleus; catalytic step 2 spliceosome
Source: RefSeq, a predicted model, not a curated record
AUGCCGGGACGGCGGCGGCACCAUGGCGAGCGACUUCUACCUCCGCUACUACGUGGGGCAUAAGGGCAAGUUCGGCCACGAGUUCCUGGAGUUCGAGUUCCGGCCCGACGGGAAACUGCGCUAUGCCAACAACAGCAACUACAAAAAUGAUGUCAUGAUCAGAAAGGAGGCAUAUGUUCAUAAGAGUGUGAUGGAGGAGCUGAAGAGAAUCAUUGAUGACAGUGAAAUUACAAAAGAAGAUGAUGCUUUGUGGCCUCCCCCUGACAGAGUUGGUCGGCAGGAGCUUGAAAUAGUAAUCGGGGAUGARCACAUCUCUUUUACCACAUCAAAAAUUGGUUCACUUAUAGAUGUAAAUCAAUCCAAGGAUCCAGAAGGCUUGAGAGUGUUCUACUACUUGGUUCAGGACCUUAAAUGUCUAGUCUUCAGUCUUAUUGGACUACACUUCAAGAUUAAGCCAAUUUAAGUCAUAUAAACUGAAAUUUGUAUUGCAGUAUGUAUGUGAGAAAUGCUGUUUCAAUUUCUUACUACUUUGCUCUGUAACUUUUAUGUAUGUUAGAAUUUUUUUUUACAAGCUUUAAGUGAAUGUCUUUAAUAAAACAGUGCGAUCGGUAUUUUUAAUU